CUCCCUCCGGGGGAUGGAUCUCACUGCAGAAGCCCCGCGCACGUUUGGCAGAUCUGCAGCGGACUGAGAGGCACGACGGCCCGCUUUGGCAAGAAAAGUUCAACCUAACGUCGAUCAAUUUCUACAAUUCAAUUUGUUCUGGCCAAGAUUCUCAACUGAUAACCAUUACCGCUUGGUGGUGCAGAUACGAACUGUCGUUCAUCCAAAUUUUCCUCAAUUACUGCGCUGGAGGCAUUCCAAAACGCAGAUAUGUUUUACAUGCAGUAGCUAGUCUACCGCGACGACAUAAAGUUAAUUAUACUGAAUGUGAAUCGGAAGAACCUUUACUUGAAAGAACUGUCGAGAAAACUUCUUCAGACAACUAAUAAUCAUUACCGCUUGGUGGUGCAGAUACGAACUGUCGUUUAUCUAAUUUACCCUCAUUGUGGCUGGAGACUUUCCAAAACACAGGGACGUUUUACAAGCAGUAGCUAGUCUACCGCGACGACACAAAGUUCAUUAUACUGAAUGUGAAUCGGAAGAGCCUUUACUUGAAAGAACUGUCGAGAAAACUUCUUCAGACAACUAAUAAUCAUUACCGCAGAUACGACCUUUAGUUCAUCCAAUUUUUCCUCAAUUACUGUGCUGGAGGCUGUCCAAAACGCAGAACUGAUGUUUUAAAAGCAGUAGCUAGUCUACCGCGACGACACAAAGUUCAUUAUACUGAAUGUGAAUCGGAAGAGCCUUUACUUGAAAGAACUGUUGAGAAAACUUCUUCAGACAGCUAAUACUCAUUGCUACUUAGGAGUGCAGACACGUCCUAUAGUUCAUCCAAAUUUUCCUCAAUUACUGCGCUGGAGGCAUUCCAAAACGCAGAUAUGUUUUACAAGCAGUAGCUCUUCUACCGCGACGACAGAAAAUCCCAAAUAGUGAAUGUGGAUCGGAAGAGCCUUUACUCGAAGGAACCGUUGAGAAAACUUCUUCAGUUGAAGAAUUGUGACCAUGACGAACAACACUUUUUCGAUCUUUAACGAGACACUACCUGCUCCGGACAAUAUCACAACAUCUUUGGCGCCGCAGGCGAUCGCUAUCCCAGUUGUGUUCUCCAUCAUAUUCCUAAUCGGUGUGACAGGCAAUGCUCUGGUUAUUACCAUCAUGUCCUGCAAUGAGAGGAACAGACGAAAUACGACAAGCGUAUUCAUCCUGAAUCUGGCCAUUGCCGACCUGAUGUUCAUCGUGUUUUGCGUGCCAUUCCAAGGGACUAUAUACACGUUACCUGAGUGGAUAUUCGGUGGCUUCAUGUGCAAGUUUGUCAACUACCUCAUCUACGUCACAAUGCUGUCCAGUACCUUUACCCUCACGGCCAUGUCUUUCGAUAGGUACUUAGCCGUCAUGUACCCGAUUACAACAGCGUAUCUACGCACGUGGAAAGUAGCUACAGUCUCCUGUCUUGUCAUUUGGGCAGUAUCCUUUGCAACAGCAUCUCCCUAUGCCAUCUACUACAACCUGUACAGAAAGUAUUGGCCAAGUGAUGGCUGGUUUCGUCUUUGCUACGACCAGUGGCCCAAUUCUCAGGGCAGACCUAUCUUUAUUGCAUCCCUUUUCUUCAUUGGUUAUGUUCUUCCUUUUCUCAUCAUUACCUUUUGUUAUAUCAACAUUUUGCGCGAGUUGUGGUGUGUUCCACGUGUACUACAACAGACCGAGAAGUGGAGCGGCAUGAAAAAGGCUAUCGUUGCGAAGAAAAAGGCUGUCAAAAUGGUCAUAGUCGUCGUCACUGUUUUCGGACUAUGUUGGCUUCCUCACCAUGUGACAACGAUGUGGUUGAGCUUCGGUAACUUUCCUUACACGCUGGGAACUCUCGUGCUGAAACUCACGGCUCAUUGCCUCGCCUACGCGAACUCAUGCAUGAAUCCGUUCAUCUAUGUAUUCCUUUCGGACAACUUCAAAAAGGACAUCAAACGCUUGCUCUGGCGAGGACAUAAACGACAGUCUACAAGACGGAGUAACCGUACGUUGAACAGUGACAUCGAAGCUGUGCAUGGCUACAGGCGCACGAUGGUGAGAGUAGCAUAUUCAAAACAAGCCAUUAACGUUCAAGGACAGGGAGGUGAGAGUCCGAAACACGUUCGGAUCAUUGUGGAACAGAAUGAGGAUUCUCCAUCACAAAGCAUCAACCAAAUGAAGCAAGGACUGAAAAUAGAAAGCAAUAUCUAAGCCUAGUGAUACUUUUAAGAGGAUAGGAACAACUACUGUAUUUAUGAUUAAAUAAGUGAUGUAUGCCUUUAUAAUAAUCAAAUUACUUCCAGAUUCAAUGAUGUAUAUGGGAAUCCUUUUAUCUUGCUUUCGUGUUUAGCGAGGUCUAAACGUUCCAAUAAAACAUAAUCAUUUGAGUAGUUUUCGGAAAACACAAAUGGACUAUUUCGGGACGAGAUUUUAUUUGCACAAGAUUACACAUUUAGAAACGCUACUUUCAGGGUAGCCAGAGCAUAACUGAUGCGUCUGGUGCUAUGCGCUAGAUUGGCUGUCAUUUGGGAACAUUUUAAUGCAACCGUAGGGGCGGUGAUUAACUUUGUAUUCUUCAUAAAUCAAGCACUGGUAUCGCUACCCUUAAUUAUCAAGAAGAGUAAUGACAUCUUCUAUCAACAAGACACUUAAGGUUUACUCCGGGAGACUCAGUAACAUGGAUGUUUGGAAUAAGACGGACCGUAUUGAACAUCAUGUAAAGACAAAUAUGUACAUUAAAAAGGGGAGGAUUUUACUGUAUAAAAAAGUAACUUGUAUGUUUCUUGUAUGGUGCGUAAGGAAUGAACAAACAUGUAUAGGUAGAUAUUCAAUAUUCGUCGUUGAGAGUGGAUUAUACAACAGGUAAAUGUUGUCGUUUGUGCUUCUGCAUUAGACCUAAUGUGGCAUCUCACUGCACUUGGGGCACAGGUGUGGCACUGCGGGGUUCGAUCACUGCGGCACA
Molecule: messenger RNA, 2944 nt
Organism: Branchiostoma floridae (Florida lancelet)
Lineage: Eukaryota; Metazoa; Chordata; Leptocardii; Amphioxiformes; Branchiostomatidae
Product: galanin receptor type 1-like
Exons: 2
Coding region: 982-2193 (403 amino acids)
Biological process (GO): G protein-coupled receptor signaling pathway
Cellular component (GO): membrane
Molecular function (GO): G protein-coupled receptor activity
Source: RefSeq, a predicted model, not a curated record